Messenger RNA from Diabrotica virgifera virgifera (western corn rootworm), 3390 nucleotides. RefSeq names its product alaserpin. Bases 184 to 1368 code for a protein of 394 amino acids. Gene Ontology annotation, molecular function: serine-type endopeptidase inhibitor activity. Lineage: Eukaryota; Metazoa; Arthropoda; Insecta; Coleoptera; Chrysomelidae. The record is from RefSeq and is a predicted model, not a curated record. The transcript has 4 exons.
UAAUUUUUGUUUGAAACUAAUUUUGAAUGUGGAAAAAGAACCUACCUAUUCCACUGAUAACGAAAAGUUGAUAUAAAAAGGUUUUAAACGAGGUUGACAAGAAACCGGUCGGUCGAAUGAACUUUUAACGCCAGCGAUUUUCAAACCGUUCUGUAGUUAUCCUUUGACCGUCAAAUUGGAAAGAUGCGUUGCAGUGUAUUAGUCGUUUUAAUAAUUGCAUCCAUUUUUGGAUGUAAUGCUGACAACUUGAACAGCGUUGUUCAAGGCAAUGAUGAAUUUACAGCGAACACUUACAAGGAACUCGUGAAAACAGUAGGCAAGGAAAACAUUAUUCUUAGUGGACUGUCUGCAGAAAUCGUCUUAUCUUUGCUUGCAAAUGGGGCCAAAGGAGAAACGCAAAAACAGCUGUUGAUAGGUUUGGGCUUACCCAAUAACAUAACAGAUGUAAAUAAGGCAUUCACUGAAAUAACAUCUCGCCUAAAGGUCAACACACCCGAUUUAAAAUUGUUAUCAGCAAACAAAAUUUAUCCAGCGAAAGGUUUUCCAAUUGAAAAAGCAUUCCAAGAUGUUGCUGUGAAUGAUUAUAAUUCAGGCGUACAAAAUCUAGACUAUAACAAACCUGCAGAAGCCGCUGGCACUAUCAAUGGCUGGGUUGAAGACCAAACUAACCACAAAAUCCAAAAUCUCAUUGAUCCCCAAAUGUUGGAUGCUAGCACAGUAUUGGUAUUAGUUAAUGCUUUAUACUACACUGGAAAAUGGGAUCAUCCAUUCGAAAAAUACAACUCUGCUGAUAGAUUGUUCCACAGCUCACCUACUGAAUCCAAGAAAAUCCCCACCAUGUACACUGAAGCAUUCGCCAAAUACGCUUACAAUGACAAACUUAAAGCUAAAUUUUUGGAGCUCGGAUUUCAAGGCGCAAAUGUUACUAUGACCUUUGUAUUACCGGACGAAAUCAAUGGAUUAGCAGCUGCUGAACAGAACUUGAAAGAAUACUUGGCUCCACAACCAUUGGAAUCUGCUAGAGUUGCCAUCACCCUACCCAAAUUCAAAAUCAACACAAAAAUUGACUUUAAACCGAUCUUGAAGAAGUUGGGAAUUACACAAAUGUUCGAAGACAGUGCUGACCUUACCGGAAUUGCCAAGGCUCCACUUAAAGUUGACUUUGUUUUACAAAAGGCUUUCAUUGAUGUCAACGAAGAUGGUGUCGAAGCCGCAGCUGCUACAGCAGCAACUUUCGCCUACCAUUCCCUUAUCGUCUCUAAGAUCAGAUACAAUUUUACUGCAGAUCAUCCGUUCUUCUUUUAUAUAAGAGACAAUAGUGGGAGCAACGACGGUGUCAUAAUAUUUACAGGGCGAUAUAAUGUAUAAUAAAGUUUAUAAAUGUUGUGUAAGUGGAUCCAAUAUGAACCAGCCUUUCCCCUUAUAAUUUAAAUAUAUUUAUGUUUAUUGUUGAAGAUAGAAAAACCUUUUUAAGAAUAUUCUUCUUUUCUACAAUAUUUCUAUUAAACAGAUCUACAUGUCAUAUAUUGGUAUCAAGUAAGUAUAGUGUAAGGCUAUUUUUAAUUUUCAGAAUUUCCAUUUCAUGAAUUUAAACUGUCUGAAUUUGUCAUGUAUUUCGUAAGAAGUUGGUAGAUGUCAUUCUAAUGAUUUAAAUUUUCAUUAUAAUAAUGUAGGUGUGGUUGUAUUUUUAUUCAGGCAUUGUAUAGAAAAUAAUUAAGUAUAAUUUUUUGUUAAUAAUUACUGCCUAUCUUUUCUACAGUACUUUUACCUAUCACUGUAUAAAACAAUCCUGCAUCUAUAAGAAUCCGCACUGAUUAUAGAAGCAAUGCGGCAAUUUUACCUACUAAAAUCUAAGGACCUGAUAAAAACCUGUGACAAUAUCAUAAAAAUAUUCUACAUUCAUUAAUCUUCCUUCUGUAAUAGUUAUUUUAGCAAUAUGUUUACCACAACAUUCUAGCUAAAUAGGUCCUCCCUUCGCAGUCAUAGCAUUCACUAGAAUAUAAUCGUUUUCAACACGAAGCAUAAAUUUAAUCAGCAAUGUACAUAUACAUCAGUUUCCUCCUUAAUAUUCUGUUAGGAACGGCAUCAAUCAAGUCCCGUACCCAAUCAAUACUUUGAGUUAGAUGAUAGUUUUUCUCUAUUCAGAGUAUUUUUAGUGUCCCGAAUAGUUAUUGCAGACACUAUGUAGUGUCCGUGAAAAAUGACUUUUUUCAGUUCCAAUAAGUUUCAAGGAGUACCUACUUUUCGAUCAUUUUCGAUCCAUUGUUCGAUGUAAAUGGCAUCACCGAAUUACAAUUCUUGUAGCAUUUGCCUGGCUACUAUUAUCCAUUUACCUAGCCAAGAACCCCAUUAUCGAACGUGUUCUCUUAACAACGUACUCAACUUGAUAGUCGGUCCUCAUCAACUGAAGCCUUUAAUACAAAUCUUAAUUCUCACUUCCUACUACUUCUCAGUUUUUAAGGAAACAGAUACAACUCAUUCUCAAUAAGCCACAUUGACCGCUCUAUUCACCAUUUCUUACAAACUUUAUUGCCUUCUAGCAAAGAUUAUUAUCACCACACCAUUCUCAUAAUCCAAACGCAGAAUGACCAGCCGCAUCCGCAACGGCACAAGUCCGUAAAGUCCAAAUCAUACUAAAGCUUUUUAUAGAUUUGUUAUGUAGUAUAAAUGCCAAUAAAAUUAUACCUCAUUUAAAUUUAUUACGGAAUGUAUACAUAUAACUACGACGUUUUGACUGCAGCUGACACCUUUCUGAGAAAAGAAUAUUGAAAUUUGUAUUACGCUUGAAAUUUAUUUUUAGUUUAGAUAAUACUGUAUUUUGCAGGGUUAGGCUCAAUAUACGUUGACUCUUAAUUGCCCUUCCACUCGAACCUGAGCUAUUGUGGCUAAUCUCUAGGUUAAAGUUGCCCUUCCAGUCCAGUAUUUUUAACAAAGUCUAUUAGACUCUUUGGCGUCAUUUCUAUGAAAUCGUAGGGCUCGAGUUGAUACUGCUCAAAUAUAUGGAGUCUUAUUCUAUGUAACCCUGAGCAGUUGCACACAACAGUCUUCCUCCAUUUCGUCUUCAGCCUGAUACAAUCUGGCACUUUCCGCUAAUCCGAUAAAGAUAGUUUUUAAAUACUCUAAAAUUUUAAAUUUUUUUCUAAUUAUGGGCUAAAGUUGAUUUAACAGGAUAAUUCUAGUUAGUUAUGCUAUGCAGAUGUUUACAAUGUCGUUUCGUAAACUAUGUAUUUUGCAAUGGAAAUCUAACAAACUCAAUAUAAUUUUUUUUGAUAUUUAACAUAACAUCAAACUAUAACGAUGGUUUACCAAUAGUCCAAAAAAAUCUGGUUCAAAUUCGAUCUAUUAGCGUAUAUAAUAAAAUUUAUUAAAUAAAAUGUAUUUAGACGAUAA